Molecule: messenger RNA, 2147 nt
Organism: Magnolia sinica
Lineage: Eukaryota; Viridiplantae; Streptophyta; Magnoliopsida; Magnoliales; Magnoliaceae
Exons: 3
Coding region: 115-1668 (517 amino acids)
Molecular function (GO): acetylglucosaminyltransferase activity
Source: RefSeq, a predicted model, not a curated record
CAGCAGAAAGUUCCAGUCUCUGCAUUUCUACUCGCUGAUAUUGCCAAUGUCCAGCCCCAUCACAGUCUCUAACCACAGCCGUUGAUCUUCAUCUUCUUCAAAGAUCAAAACACCAUGAAGGAUGCGGAGAAACUUCUUUGGGAUCAGAUGACAGCAGCCAACCCCGUCCGCACCCCGACCAGCGCCAAUGCCGCCCAGGGUCGAACCCUCCCAAAGCUCAUGGUCUGGCUCAUCAUCUUCAUCUGCCUUUCCUACGUCAUCUACACCGUCAAACUCCUCUCCUCCCCCUUCACCUCAUCCAACCAUUGCAACGAUUCCCCCUCCAAUCUCCGCCGUCUAUCCUCAACGAUCCCCAACAUCUCCCUCCCCAAACCGUCGAUCAUCAUCCAAGAGAAGACCAGCACCGAUCCCCCUCCACAAUCCGGCGCGACUGAGCUCCGUCACAUCGUCUUCGGCAUCGCGGCGUCCGCCCGGCUCUGGGAGCAGAGGAAGAACUACAUAAAGCUGUGGUGGAAACCGAAGCGGAUGAGGGGAAUCGUGUGGUUGGAUAAGACCGUCACGGCCCACCAAAACGAAGGGCUUCCGCCGCUGAAAAUCUCCGCCAACACAUCGAAAUUCGCCUACUCGAACCGGCAGGGCCACCGGUCUGCGAUCCGGAUUUCGCGAAUCGUGUCGGAGACACUGCGGCUGGGGAUGGAAGACGUGCGGUGGUUUGUGAUGGGGGAUGACGACACGGUCUUCGUCGUCGAUAAUCUAGUUCGAGUUCUGUCGAAAUACGAUCACAGGCAAUUCUACUACAUUGGAAGCUUGUCGGAGAGUCAUUUGCAGAACAUAUACUUCUCUUAUGGGAUGGCUUAUGGCGGAGGGGGUUUUGCGAUCAGCUAUCCGCUGGCGAAGGCGCUCGAUCAAAUGCAGGAUCGAUGUAUUCAGAGGUAUCCGGGCUUGUAUGGUAGCGAUGAUCGAAUGCAGGCUUGUAUGGCGGAGCUGGGCGUGCCGCUUACUAAAGAGCUUGGUUUUCACCAGUAUGAUGUUUAUGGGAAUCUGUUCGGACUCUUGGCCGCUCAUCCGGUGGCGCCGCUGGUGUCACUCCACCACCUCGACGUCGUGGAGCCCAUCUUCCCCAAUGUCAGCCGCGUAGAUGCUCUCCGUCGCCUAUUUGUCCCAAUUCAGCUCGAUUCGGCCGGGAUCAUGCAGCAAUCGAUCUGCUACGACAAGGCGAAGAGAUGGACCGUCUCCGUUUCUUGGGGUUUCGCCGUUCAGAUUUUCCGGGGACUCUUCUCUCCCAGAGAGAUGGAAAUGCCUUCAAGAACCUUCCUCAACUGGUACAGAAGAGCAGAUUAUACUGCAUAUGCAUUCAAUACCCGGCCCGUUAGUCGGAAUCCUUGCCAGAAACCGUUCGUCUUCUACUUUUCGACAGCUAGAUCUGAUCCUAACAAGAAGCAGAUGACCACCGAUUACGUUCGUCAUCGGGUCCAAAUGCCCGCUUGCCGAUGGAAGAUGGCGGAUCCUUCCGCCAUUGACAAUGUGGAGGUUUACAAGAGACCAGACCCGCUUCUAUGGAACAAGUCUCCGCGAAGAAAUUGCUGCAGGAUAUUGCCAUCUAAGAAAAACAAGACCAUGAUGAUUGAUGUAGGUGUAUGUAGGGAAGGUGAGAUUAGUGAAAUGUAAAAAAAAAGCUCCUUUGUACUCUUCCAUUCCUUGUUCUUUAAUUGUUUUUCUCACCCCUCCCUUUUCCACCUUUUUCUACAAAGCAUUAAAGCGUCCACGUUCAGCUAGCGAUGAUUUCAAUUUUUAUACAAGUGGCAAAAUGUGGGACAUUAUGUCCAAUCAAAUGGGCCCCACUAGAGAAUCAUAUCCCAACCAUCCAAUUGGAGGUCGUGAGAGAUUGAUAAAUGGGACCCAUAAAUUUUGAUGGACUGGAUUUGGGUUAUUAUGGAUGGAAUCGAUUCUCUCUCAUCUCUUUCUUAUCUUAUAUUUCCUCUUUGAUUUUUGCAUACGGAAGGAGUAAAAGCGAUUACGCAUUUUUGCAUAAAAUAACUUAAUUGGUCCUGUUUUGGCGUUUUAUGGAGCAAACCUCAAGAGCUUAUGUAAGCAUAUCUGUUUUCUUUUGGUAAUUAGAAGUUGUGAUUGUCGUUAUGUAUUUAUAA